AUGGAACUCAAGCGCCUAUCGAUUGAAGGGAGUGUGUAUGGCGAAGUUGGAGAGGCCGGCUGGUGUGAUGAGUUGUCCUGCACCGAAUCGCUUUUACCUUGGCAGGAGUACGGCUUUCAGGGUACGAGGACUCAAGGAAGAGUGCUGGCAUUGACGCAGCGCUGGAGGCAGAGUGAUGACGCGGCGCUGAACGCCUUUACCUCGGCCAGGCGAACAGUGGAGGAAGGGUUGAUGGAUGCAUCCGGGUCAGUGAACGGCGCGGAGGGAUGA
Symbiodinium sp. CCMP2592 is the source of this 270-nucleotide messenger RNA. NCBI's taxonomy places the organism in Eukaryota, Dinophyceae, Suessiales, Symbiodiniaceae. The record is from the annotation of a GenBank genome assembly.